AUGCGCAUGCGCUACGGUUAUAACGCCAUCACCAUCCCGUAACUCCUCUCAGUCUGAGGUCUGUGGUACCCGGAGGUGGUACCGUAGCAACGUGUCGCUGUACUCCACAACAAAAGGGACACCGGGGGCCACUCGAGCUCAACCGAGCUUCCAGCGGACGCAGCCGAAGAACCUUCCGCGGUACAGCUUCUACUUCCAGUUUGUGCUGCAUCCUCUAAUCCUGUGACGCUCCGCUGUCCUCCAGGAACAGCCUUAAACACAAUUUCCAUCGUCUUCCCAGUUGUCGUGAGCAGAUAUGCCUGCAGCAGUGGGCGGGCCAGUAGGGUACACCCCUCCUGAGGGUGGCUGGGGUUGGGUGGUGGUGUUGGGGGCCUUCAUCUCCAUUGGCUUCUCCUACGCCUUCCCCAAAUCCAUCACUGUGUUCUUCAAAGACAUUGAGGUCAUCUUUGAUGCCACACCAAGUCAAGUGUCCUGGAUCUCCUCCAUCAUGCUGGCUGUCAUGUAUGCAGGAGGUCCAAUCAGCAGCAUCCUCGUGAAUAAAUUCGGCAGCCGACCGAUCAUCAUCCUCGGCGGUUGUCUGUCAGGGUCUGGUCUGGUUGCAGCUUCUUUUUGCAACACGGUGCAGCAGCUGUACUUCUUCAUUGGAGUAAUUGGAGGUUUGGGUCUGGCCUUCAACUUGAAUCCGGCGCUCACUAUGAUCGGUAAAUACUUCUACAAGCGCCGGCCCAUCGCCAACGGCCUCGCCAUGGCGGGCAGCCCCGUGUUUCUGUCGACCUUGGCUCCCUUCAACUCCUGGCUGUACGAUGAGUUUGGGUGGAGAGGCAGCUUCCUCAUCCUCGGUGGACUCCUGCUCAAUUGCUGCGUGGCCGGCUCGCUAAUGCGUCCCAUCGGCCCCAAACCUCAGCCGCCCAAAGUGGAGGCGGUGGAAGCAGGGCAGCCUCAGCCCAAGAGGACGGUGCUGCAGAAAAUCAACUCCUUCAUCGACUUGACGCUCUUCAAGCACCGCGGCUUCCUGCUCUACCUGCUGGGCAACUUCGUCAUGUUCUUUGGUCUCUUUUCUCCGCUCGUCUUCCUCUCCAAUUACGCAAAGAGUAAGGACAUCAGCAAAGAAAAGGCGGCCUUCCUUCUGUCAGUGCUGGCGUUCAUCGACAUGUUUGCUCGGCCCUCAAUGGGCUUUCUGGCGAACACCAAAUGGGUCCGGCCCAGGAUCCAGUACUACUUUGCUGCAUCCGUCCUGUACAACGGUGUGUGUCACGUGCUGGCGCCGAUUUCAAAAGACUACUCGGGAUUUGUGGUCUACGCUAUCUUCUUUGGCUUUGGUUUUGGCUGGCUGAGUUCUGUGCUGUUUGAGACGCUGAUGGACCUGGUGGGGGCUCAGAGGUUUUCUUCAGCUGUGGGUUUGGUCACCAUCGUGGAGUGUGGGCCGGUGCUGUUGGGCCCACCACUGACAGGCAGCUUCUAUAACUACUACCAACACUAUGACUUCACCUACAUUACCUGCGGCAUCGUCCUCAUUAUAGGAAGCAUCUUCCUCUUUGUGGGAAUGGGCAUCAACUACCACAUGUUAGACCGAGAAAAGAAAGCGGAGGAGCAAAAAGAGAGGGAGGAGCCCAAAGAGGAGCGUGCUGCCAUGCUGCCGCCUUCUUCUCCGGCAAAAUCGAGCGAGGAUGGCGUACCAGCAGCUGUCACAAUGGACGAAGUCUCCAGGAUGGAUGAGGACACAGUGUAAACGGACAAACUUGGGAAGAAAUGAACACGCACGAGAGCUGCAGUUACAACCACACAGCAUCUUUAUAGAGAAUAAUCCCUUUUUACACCACCCUGAAGCCAUAGAAACCGCUCCAUGAUUAAAACCAGAGGCCUGCUGCGGUGACGCUGAUGUGAAUCUGCGCUCGGCCUCAUUCAGACCUCCGGUUUUUGGUCUUUGACGUGCCUUUUUGGUGAACUGAGAGCGUUCCAGGCGGUGCUGCUUGCAUAAACACCAGAUAGACGCACAGCAGACGGAGUGACUGUAACCAUCCCGGAAAGUAACGAGGACUUUGUCUCAGGGUCUCAAGCUGUCACAAAGGUUCAGGGCCUCGUGCGCACAUUUUUUAACUAUUUUUUUUAAUAAGUCACCAUACAUGUUACAAUACAGAAAUUUCUCCCUCGUGUUCUGCACAAUCACUUCACUGCUCAAGGGCUGGAUGUAAGCGCUCGCAUCCACAUUGUUAAUCAUAAUAUUAGUUAGGAUUUUUUUUUAAUUAAUUAAAAAAAUAUGGGGUAAAAAGUAGUUCACUACAACACAGGGAAAAGUUAAGGUUCUUCUUUUUAACAUUUUAGGAAUGUAGAAUAACAAAUAUCAGUUUUCCUGUUUGUGGAAAAUCAGGAAGCUGUAAUGUAGGAAUCUUCUGAGCGGUAUGAAACUAGGUCAGGAUGCAGGUAUGGAGGCAGAAAUGUGGAAUUUCAGAGCAGCUCUGAUCUUUUAUUGAACUGAUGAAGAUUAUGAACAUCAUCGGAACAGGUCACACAGACGGGCUCCAACCCUGCUGAUGCAUCCACCACGUGAGCUGCAGGCUGGGUUGGGUAAUAAACGGCACCACACGUUGGUGCGUGUGAGGGGGUGAAGCUGUGCGGAGUAGAUGGAUGGUUGGGUGGCUUCUGUGUGCUCUGAACAUUGUUACAAAAAUGUUUUUUUUUAAUGUAAUUUUUGGGGCGCAGAACAGCACAUUUGUGGUAUUUGAAUAGUGAAAACGGUUUAGUUCAGUUUCUACAAAUCCCUACAAAAAAAGUAAAAUAUUUUAGCUUUCAGGAAACGACAAUCUAACGAGGUCCUUUUUAUAGAGUUUAAUGUAUUUGGAUCAGUGGCGACGUGAGUGAGUGAGGUGUGUUUGUGUUCCAGCAGGUAGGUUUAAAGUUUGGGGGGAUUUUGUCAUUUCAUUCAUUGUAAGUCCAGUCAGUUUGUGAAGUGUACAGAAUUACUCAUAUCAGGAGGAAAGAUUUAACCGGGUGAAUUAACGGGGCUGAAAGCUGAGAACGUUUAAAGAACCCUGUUGGGAGAGGGACUAACACGGUUAUCAUCUUUGUUUUCAUCACGUUGAGAGUAACAGAAAUAUUGCACAUGACCAGCUUUAGAAUCGGAUAAAGUCCCUGCCCACAUGAGACGUUUCCACGGUCGCCCGAGCAUUUCCUUCCUCACAGAGGAAAGCUUCCAAUUGGGCAACAGAUUUUACAUUUCCCUUUCAGUAGGAAUGGAUACUUAUUAUGUUAUUAUGUAUUUUGGUGACUAAAUAUGACCAAAUGUUAGUAUUCAAAGUGAUUAAUUACAAAGUGUGAAUUUGUUUCUUCAUGUGUAUUUUUGUAAAGGUACUACUGGUAUCAAUGGGGAAACUGGUCUCUCUCCUCGCUGAAGUAUCCACCUGUUCAACAGGUUCAUAUUUCAGGGGAAAGAGCAUCUGCUGCAUCGGUACGGCCACAUUCGACUGCUCCAAACCCUGAUUAUUUUUCUCCGUUAAAAAAUAAAUAAAAACAAAAAACUGACCUUCAUGAACUUGUUGGUAAUCGAUAAACUGUUAUUCUAGGUUUUAUUUUCUGAAUUAUGGUCAUUUCAAAUUUAAAGUUGUUCUACUUUCAGGAUGAGCGUUUUGUGAAGUGACACACUGAAAGGAGGCGAUACUGUUUCAUUUAAACUGGGUUUUAAAACGGUAUUAUAAUAGUCGCCUUUUUUAGUGUUUUUAUAAAGCGGACAAAACUUUAGUUUCUGUAAUAUUUUUUCUUUUAGUUGCUGUGAAUUUUUUUUAUGUGUGUUCUUAUUAUUUUGAGUGUUGAGAAUAAACAGUUUUUAAAAUGAAA
This is a messenger RNA of Maylandia zebra (zebra mbuna), 3831 nucleotides long. Its product is annotated as monocarboxylate transporter 1. Gene Ontology annotation, molecular function: lactate:proton symporter activity. The record is from RefSeq and is a predicted model, not a curated record. Gene Ontology annotation, biological process: plasma membrane lactate transport. Lineage: Eukaryota; Metazoa; Chordata; Actinopteri; Cichliformes; Cichlidae. Gene Ontology annotation, cellular component: basolateral plasma membrane.